Molecule: messenger RNA, 156 nt
Organism: Cetraspora pellucida
Lineage: Eukaryota; Fungi; Glomeromycota; Glomeromycetes; Diversisporales; Gigasporaceae
Source: the annotation of a GenBank genome assembly
AUGAGUAAUACAAGUCAUAUUGAAGAAAUCAAAGGUGGGAUAUAUGAACCAGCAGCUAAGAUUGUAGGAGCAACUGGAUGUAUUUAUGAGAAUUUCCAUAAGCAACCUUAUAAACCUGACAUGUGCCUUUCUUUGCAAAAACUUUGUCUAACUUAG